Messenger RNA from Vigna radiata var. radiata (mung bean), 1110 nucleotides. RefSeq lists its product as uncharacterized. The transcript has a single exon. The record is from RefSeq and is a predicted model, not a curated record. The coding region runs from base 1 to 1110 and encodes 369 amino acids. NCBI's taxonomy places the organism in Eukaryota, Viridiplantae, Streptophyta, Magnoliopsida, Fabales, Fabaceae.
AUGGAACCACCACCUGGUCUCAGUGUCCAUCAAGAGGGCCAGGUUUGCAGGCUUACUAAAUCGUUAUAUGGUCUAAAACAGGCCAGUAGGCAAUGGUUUGAAAAAUUGUCAUCCUUUCUCAUCUCUGUUGGCUAUGUUCAAUCUAAAUCUGAUCAUUCUCUUUUUAUAAAAAGGAAUUCUAGAGAUUUUACUACCUUACUUGUCUAUGUAGACGACAUCAUACUUGCUGGAAACUCUAUGACUGAAAUCAACCACAUAAAGGCUCUGUUGGACAAUAAAUUCCACAUAAAGAACCUGGGAGAACUCAAAUACUUCCUAAGGUUAGAGGUGGCCAGAUCUAAAAAGGGAAUUCAUCUAUGCCAGAGAAGAUAUGCUCUGGACAUCCUUAAGGAAACUGGAAUGUUGGGAUGUAAACCAUGUUCUACCCCCUUUCUAAGUGACACAAGCUCACUGUAUAAGACAGACAGUUACUUGGAUGAUCCUGGAUCCUAUCGAAGGUUAAUAGGGAAGUUGCUUUAUCUCACUAAUACCAGACCUGAUUUGUGCUUUUCUAUUAAUCUACUGAGCCAGUUUAUGAAAUCACCCACUAACCAUCACUAUCGGGCUAUGCAACAUGUUCUUAGGUAUAUAAAAUCUAAGCCUUCGGAAGGAUUGUUCUUUGGAGCUGACUCCCCCAUUCACCUAAAGGCCUUUAGUGACUCAGACUGGGCAACGUGCCCAAAUACUAGAAGGUCCACUACUGGGUUCUGUAUUUUCCUUGGGUCAUCUCUCAUUUCCUGGAAAUCCAAAAAGCAAAGCACCGUUUCAAUAUCUUCCACCGAAGCUGAGUAUCGUGCCUUAGCAACCAUUGUAUGUGAGAUACAGUGGAUUCACUAUCUCCUACAAGACCUACAAGCUCAGGAAGCAGGAACUCCGGUUCUGUAUUGUGACAACAAGUCAGCAAGACACAUAGCUCAUAACCAGAGCUUUCAUGAAAGAACCAAGCACAUAGAGCUUGACUGUCAUGUGGUUCGAGAAAAGAUACAGGCCAAUCUCCUACGACUUCUCCCGGUGUUUCCCAAGAGCUCUAUAAAUAGAGCUCUCCCCCUUUUCUUUUGUAAUGAAAAAUAA